Molecule: messenger RNA, 615 nt
Organism: Colletotrichum aenigma
Lineage: Eukaryota; Fungi; Ascomycota; Sordariomycetes; Glomerellales; Glomerellaceae
Gene: isoc2
Product: Isochorismatase domain-containing protein 2
Exons: 2
Coding region: 1-615 (204 amino acids)
Source: RefSeq, a predicted model, not a curated record
AUGUCCGAUCCCACGCCGAGGCGCCUUCAAAGGCCGGUCAUUUUUGUCUGCGACCUCCAAGACAAGUUCCGCAAUGCCAUCUUCGAGUUCGAGAAGGUAGUCAAGACAACGAGCAAGCUCCUCCGCGCCGCCGAGACCCUCAAGAUCCCCGUCUACACAACGACGCAAAACCGCGCACGCCUCGGCGAUACCGUACCAGAACUCGCGUCCCUCCUCCGGGAGUCGGACCUCAUCCGGGCCCCCGUGGACAAGACCAAGUUCAGCAUGUGGGUGCCCGAGAUCAGCCGGCAGUUCGACAGCGCGGAGCCGGCGCAGGUCAUCAUCGUCGGAAUCGAGUCACACAUUUGCGUCACGCAGACCGCGCUGGACCUCCUGGCGGCGGGGCACAAGCCAUACGUGCUCGCGGACGGCGUGAGCAGCUGCAACCGCGAGGAGGUGCCCAUCGCCCUGGCGAGGUUGAGGCACGAGGGCGUCACGGUAACGACGAGCGAGAGCAUCAUGUAUGAGCUCAUGGGCGAUGCCGCGGUGCCCGAGUUCAAGGGCAUCGUGGGGCUCGUCAAGGAGACGGGCAAAGAUACGAAGGAGGUUCUGCAAGCUCUGGUGCCCAAGAUCUAA